Molecule: messenger RNA, 6357 nt
Organism: Globicephala melas (long-finned pilot whale)
Lineage: Eukaryota; Metazoa; Chordata; Mammalia; Artiodactyla; Delphinidae
Gene: KIF14
Product: kinesin family member 14
Biological process (GO): microtubule-based movement
Molecular function (GO): ATP binding; microtubule binding; microtubule motor activity
Source: RefSeq, a predicted model, not a curated record
AUGUCAGUUUACACUGCACAGAGUAGAAAUGACAGCAAUAUCCUUGGUAUCCCUUCUUCCCCAAAGAGUUCAUCGCUGCCUGUUCUCCCCCACGGUAGCAGGCUGAAGCAGCAUUCAAAGUCGGAUAUGUCGGAAUGUGAAAAUGAUGAUCCGUUAUUGAUAUCCGCAAGUAAAAGCAGAGACAUAAAUAGCACUUAUGUUAUCUCUGCCUGUAAAAAAACGGAAGAUACACCCCUUCCCCCUAACCCUGUGGGUAGGUUAACACUUCAGAGGAGAGUGACAAGGAGCAAAGAACCCUCUCUGCUUGGUGAGUUGGGAGACACAACUGCGAAAACAGCAGAAACAUGUCUUGCGUUACAACGUCGGGCUAAGACAGAUUCUGUGGAAAAGUGGAAAGCAUCGCAGAAUGUGGGAGGUAAAGGAGAAAACAACUGUGCUUCACCAGAAACUAGUAUAAAUGCAAAGACUGUAAAUAAUGAUAGAAACUUUCUUGUCACACCUUCUGUACCUUUAGCUGCAGACCCAAAAGACCCUGAAGUGAAGGCUGGUGGAAAAUACAAAGAAACGCUUUCCGCUGUUGGUGGGGCAGACGAAAAUGUUGCCCUUAAGUCCCUAAGUGAUAGACCACCCGCUGGUUCCCAGAGUCAGACUGAAGCUGUUAGAUCAGGACGCUUGGCAACAAAACCUAUUCAGAGCAAGUUGGAUAUCAGAGCGUCAGGAACAGGAAGCUUACAUCACAGAAGUGCUGGGAAGGAUGGUGCGAAACUUGCACCUAAAUUUGAAAGCUUAGAGAAAAGAACACCUUCGAAGUGUGUUACAGAGCACAGAUCGACACCAAAGCGUGGCAUUCCUCAGUUUAAGAGCCCAGCUGCGUCAGUUCUGAAAAACAGGAUACCUACCCUUCAAGUUAAACAAAGGCCGAAAAGUUCUUUUCUCACAAACAAAAGGGAACGGUCACGAGAAAAUAUAUUCCUUCUUGAAGAAGAAACUGCACUUCGGAGAACCUCUACAGAAACAGACCCCUUAAAAGUGGAAAACAGUCAAGUGACGGUGGCAGUCAGAGUCAGGCCUUUCAGCACGCGAGAGAAGAGUGAAGAAACAUCCCAGGUGGUCUUCCUGAAUGGGGAAGAAAUAGCUGUGGAACAUCCCAGCAUGAGACAGGUGUACAGUUUUGUUUACGACCUUUCCUUCUGGUCUGUUGAUGAGUGUCAUCCCCGCUUCGCGAGCCAGACGGCCGUGUACGAGGCACUGGCAGCCCCGCUCCUGGAACAGGCCUUUGAAGGCUUCAACACCUGUCUCUUUGCUUAUGGUCAGACUGGCUCUGGAAAGUCCUAUACGAUGAUGGGAUUUAGUGAAGAACCAGGAAUAAUUCCAAGAUUCUGUGAAGGUCUUUUUGCCGAAAUAACCAAAAAACAAACCCAGGAGGUCAGCUAUCACCUUGAAAUGAGCUUCUUUGAAGUAUAUAAUGAAAAAAUUCACGACCUUCUGGUUUGUAAAGGUGAAAAUGGGCAGAGAAAGCAAACACUGCGAGUGCGGGAGCACCCGGCCUCCGGCCCCUACGUCGAGGGCCUGUCCACGAAUGUUGUCAGCUCUUACUCUGAUAUCCAGGUUUGGCUGGAACUGGGAAAUAAGAGGAAGGCAACUGCGGCCACUGGCAUGAAUGACAAAAGCUCCCGCUCGCACUCAGUGUUCACCCUGGUGAUGACCCAGACCAAGACAGAAUUUGUGGAAGGGGAAGAGCUGGAUCACAGAAUUCGGAGCCGCAUAAACCUGGUGGACCUGGCGGGCAGUGAGCGCUGUUCCGAGACCCAGACGAGCGGGGAGCGGCUGAAGGAAGGCGUGAGUAUUAACAAGUCCCUGCUGACCCUGGGAAAGGUCAUAUCCGCGCUCUCCGAGCAGGCCAGCGGGAAGAGAACAUUCAUUCCUUACCGCGAGUCUGUCCUCACAUGGCUGCUGAAGGAAAGUCUGAGCGGAAAUUCCAAAACGUCGAUGAUCGCCACGGUCAGCCCGGCGGCCAGCAGCGUGGAGGAGACCCUGAGCACGCUGAGAUACGCCACCCAGGCCCGGAUGAUAGUCAACGCCGCCAGGGUCAACGAGGACGUGAGCGCCAAGUUGAUCAGAGACUUGAAAGCAGAAAUUGAAAAGUUAAAAGCUGCUCAAAGAAACAGUCAGAACAUUGACCCUGAGCGAUAUAGGCUCUUUCGGCAAGAAAUAACAUCCUUGAGAAUGAAGCUGUAUCAGCAGGAGAGAGACAUGGCAGAAAUGCAAAGAAUGUGGAAAGAAAAACUUGAACAAGCUGAAAACAGGAAACUUCAAGUAACAAAGGAGUUACAGAAAGCAGGAAUUACAUUUCAAAUGGACAACCAUGUGCCAAACCUGGUCAAUCUCAAUGAAGACCCUCAGCUGUCGGAGAUACUGUUAUAUAUGAUAAAAGAGGGAACAACUACAGUCGGAAAGUAUAAACCAAACUCGAGCCGUGACAUCCAGUUGUCGGGGGUGCUGAUCGCCGACGAGCACUGCACCAUCAACAAUUUCGAUGGGACCGUGAGUAUCAUCCCAGCUGGGGAAGCAAAGACAUAUGUAAAUGGAAGACUUAUUUCGGAACCCACGGUAUUACACCAUGGUGACCGGGUGAUUCUUGGUGGCGAUCAUUAUUUUAGAUUUAAUCAUCCAGUAGAAGUCCAGAAAGGGGAAAGACCGCCCAGUAGAGAUGCUCUUGUGAGUGAGGGUCCAAGAGACUUUGAAUCUGCAAAAAAUGACUUGCUCUUGGCACAGAGAUUACAACUUGAAGCAGAAAUAAAGGAGGCGCAGUUGAAAGCAAAGGAAGAAAUGAUGCAGGGGAUCCAGAUCGUGAAAGAAAUGGCUCAGCAAGAGCUUUCCUCUCAAAAAGCUGCGUACGAAAGCAAAAUAAAAGUCCUGGAAGCAGAACUGAAAGAAGAAUGUCAAAGAAAGAAGAUACAGGAAAUAAAUAACCAAAAGGCUAAUUACAAAAUUGAGGAACUAGAAAAGGCAAAGCAGCGUUUUGAACAGGAAAUAUAUGUCAACAAAAAGCGGUUAGAAAUGGAGACUUUGGCUACGAAACAGGCUUUAGAAGACCACAGGAUCCGCCAUGCAAGAAUUCUGGAAGCUUUAGAAACCGAGAAACAAAGGAUUGCUAAGGAAGUACAAAUUCUACAGCAAAAUCAGAGUAAUAGGGAUAAAACUUUCACAAUUCAGCCCAGUUGGAGCUCCAUGAAACUCUCCGUGAUGAUUCAGGAAGCCAAUACCAUCAGCAACAAGUUAAAAAAGAAUUAUGUUUUUGGCAGACAUGUAUCAGAUAAAGGAAGUAGUUCUGACACUUGUAUUCAGGUUCGUAACCUGCAACUAGGGGUCUCAACUGUCUGGAGUCUGGAAAAGUUUGAGUCUAAGCUUGCGGCAAUGAAAGAACUUUACGAGAGCCAUUGUAGUAACAAGUGUGAAGAUGUGUUUUGCGACCCUGAAGAUGAAUGGGAACCCGACAUCACAGAUGUUCCAGUGUCUUCAUUUUCCAGAAGGAGGAGCAGGACUCUGAUGAAGAACAGGAGGAUUUCCAGCUGCCUGCAUGGCAUAGCGGCCCCCGCGGCCCAGGAUUUGCACUCUUCACACUCAUCAGGCUUAGCGGGGAAAUCAAGCCCCGUGUACCGAGAUUCAGCAGAAUCCUUUCUUCCCGGAGUUUGCAAGGAAUUGAUUGGCUCGUCGUUAGAGCUUCUUGGACAGAGUGACGAUGAAGAAAACACUGUCGCGGACAACUUGAUUAGUAAUUUCCUUAAAAUCCACGACGGGAUACUCGCCGUGUCCAGAGCUCAUGAAGAACAGGACGAAGACAGUCAGAGUAACGUGUUCUCCGAUCGAGCAAACCAGUCGCUCGCUGUGCAGGUGGCGAGCGCCUUCGAGCGGCUCGUGGUGCUGACGAGACACUGGCUGAGCGGCGUCCCCCCCAGGCCCGGCACGGGGGCUUCGCCGGCCGAGCUGAGACGGGAAGUGAGGAAGCUGGGAGGCUGCUUACAGUUGUUUCUGCAGGGAUGCUCUUCAGAUAUUUCAUCAAUGGUGAAAGAGGCUCAAAAGCAAGUGAUCCAGAUCGUACACCAAGCCAUCAAGUACGCGGGGCAGCUAGCAGCUCUCAGCGGGGACCAGCUGCGCUCCCUGGAGAGCAGCGACUGCGGGGCUGCCGGCCUCCAGGAUGAUUUCAUGGGUGCUGUUUGUGAUGGUGUAGGCUUGGGAAUGGAGAGUCUCCUAGAUUCUGGCCUAGAAAAAGCAAAAGAGCUUGAGCGUGCACUCCGAAGGCAGAGUCCCCAAGAUGAGGUUACCGAGCAGAUGAAAGCUAAUGCCGUAGGAUUGAUUGAAUCCCUUGAAAGCCUCUUUGCUGAGUGGAAAACAAAAAGCUUCAGAACUCAAGUACAAGAAGAAAAUUCUGGAUACCAAGAUUUGAAGAAGAUGCUUAAUUUUGCCCCAGAAUUCUUGAAGUUAAAACAUUGCUUAGAGCAAACUAUUCAAAUUAUUAUUUCUGCGCUGAGAGGGCACCGCGGCCACGUAGCACUCCUCCAGGACUGUGUCCAGAGUCUCUGCAGCUCGGCCAGGGGUCUCCACGGCGACCGAGCCCGCCACAGGGAGCUGGAAUCUCGAGCUACCUCACUCCUCUUGGGUUUUGGAUUUGAAGAAAGACCUGGUUUGUUGGGACCCUGGGAAGCUUGUGAUGGGGAUCCCACAGCAGCAGGACGAGAGCAGCCUGAGCCAGACAGGCCCGGCCCCUGGAGGACCCGAGGUGUACCCAAGCGGGUGUAUGAGCUCCCGGGCCCGGCCCCGGGGGGCUCAGAGCAGGGCGCACUGCCCACCCAGGAGGGCGCUGGUCGGGGGUCUCCCACCGCCGGAGAGCAGAGUGACCACUUCACAGACAUCUAGUCUGUGGGUGGCCUCCUGUUGGGUGUGGACAUAUAAACGCAGUGGAUCCUGAUUCCAGAUGCCUGUGUGUGCACCCAGAGGUUUCCCAGCAGACGGUUUAAAACAGGUAUUUACUAUGUUGGAACUUUGUGGCAAUAGGAUGGAAUCAGGAGUUCAAAGCCAAGUGAACCUUCCUCUGGUUUUCCGUCGCCUUGAAUUGUAAGUGUUCAUCUUUGACGCUGACGUGCGGUCUCUGGUUGGCUCACUAGCCUGUCGGUAAAGGGUUUUUGUGGUGAUUGUGAGUUAUUUUCCUGUGAGUGGAAACUUUUGUGCCUGUAUCUGUGCUCCCCUGCAAAUAGCAACGAUGAGUUUUAUGGUGAAACUGCUAAAACAGGUCUAACCAGAGCAGCUUAACUUGCCCCGGUAAAUCUAAAGCUCUUUUCUUGAAGGGUUAACUGGCUGCUGUUCUGAGUAGCGUGUUCAGGACACAGUUUCCUGUUUCUUUCCAAAUUAUAAGGCGCUUCCUAAGUAUGGUAUAGUUUACAUUAACAGUGCGGCUUGCUGGCGUACUAGUUUACUUCGUUAUCCGUUGGGGGUCAUAUUAGGGGCUGUGCGAGUAUCAUUUACAACCAGUUAAACACUGCCAGAAGCACACUUGACGGUUAGAUGAGGUUGGGAGGCCAGAGGCUGGGUCGUUCCUUGAUAAUCCUUGUUUGAUAAGCGAGCAAUGAGAGCUUGUGUGUGAUCUGAUGACGAUUAAAGGGCCUCACUAUGUCUCACAGCUUUAUCUACAGUCAGGUAAUAAAGAUGACAUUGUACUUCAGGCGUCUUCCACUGAGGAAAUAGUUUGACAUUUCUGACGGCAGAAAUGUAUGUAAAAUGAAGAGAUACACAGUGGCCUUGCUUGGGUGAUGUCAAGCAUUUCCUGGAGAAGAAUUAUUUUAACCGACCAGGUCUUUCCCUCGCAGACACACUGCGUGCUCGGCACGGCUGCUGGGAGCCAGCUGUCGGUGCCAGGGCUGAGUGUGAUGCUUUUCUCAUUGGGCAGAGCUUGUUCUGACACAGUGACCAGUAUUUAUUUACGGUGUUAAUGAACCACGUGUCUUCAGGUGCUUUGAAAUGGUGCAGUGUAAGAAAUGUGCUUUUGUUUUCUUUCUCUUUUAUUUUUGGCGUUUGCGCUUGUAUUCCUUCUGAGGUUCCGUGUGUAUUUGUCGUAGCUGAUGCUCUACCAAGGGGCACUUUGAUCUGAAGUUUUACGAAGAGUAGGUGUGCAGACAAGGAUCCUCUGAAGGUCUUAAAGUAUUAGUUUGGUGGGUUUUAUCUUAAUUUUCAGUAUUUAAUCUUUACUUUUGCUUUCUAAACUCAUGACUUCAUUGGUCAGAAACCUUUCUUUAUUGUCUUUGUAAAAUUUUGUAUAUACAUGUGUUUAUACUCUGGGCCGUUACAUGAUAUUUGAUCCAA